GCACCCCGCUCUUCCCUCUGACCAAGAAACAAGGGACAGCACACGAGCCAAUUCAAGCACAUAGGGGGUGUCGGUGCUCGUUACCACACGCCCUACAACAAACCAGCGACGUCGUGUGCCUUCCUCGUCAACAAACCCCUAUCUCUAUAGCCCAUAUGGGUGGAUACCGGGGACGACCUCUGUUGUGCUGGUCUGUCGGCGUGCUGUUGUGCUGGCGGUGGAGGACGACGCAUGCCUGUCUGUUCUCCGUCUGCGUGUGCAGGUACACCAAGAGCCGGCCAGCUGCCCCUAUCUCCCGCCUGUGCGGGCUAGUCUCGUCCGGACCAUCCUCCGACCAAGAUCGGUGCACGCGCAGUACUGCGCGAAGGCGAGCCUCUAUCCCAAAACAAGAGCUAAUCUAUUCCAGUCAUGCAUGAUCUCCCAGUGCGAUCGACCGUAUCACGUCAGAUCCUAGCACUUCCCGAUUCAAGCUUGUUGAUCGUCGACAUAUUUUCCGAAUACCAGCCCCGGACUAGAGCGGGGUUCAGAACACCCGCGGUACGUACGUGACGUAACGUAACGACGUACCGGCCCUGAACGUGAGGGUGGAACUGUAUCGUCCCUAAUUGCUCCUAUCAUAUCACUUGAUCGUUACGUGAGUCCUAGAUUCGGGGAACGAGUUGAUCCGGAUUCAGGUUCUCGGUGUUUGGUUCUUUUCUUGCUUCUUGGUCAGUUUCCCGUUGUUGGCACAGGGGUGAUGAUGCUGGACAUGGGCCGAGAUCAUGAUGUUUGGGCACCGUGGUCGCUUACUGCGGCGGCGGCGGCAAUUUAUCAGAACCUCCCAGCAUGCGCUCGGAUUCUUUAUACUUGAUUCUUAGGGAGACAAGUUAUUCCCCAUAAGGGAUGUACAAUAUCAAUCAAACAGUCAGAUGCC
This is a messenger RNA of Dacryopinax primogenitus, 913 nucleotides long. RefSeq lists its product as uncharacterized. The transcript has 3 exons. The record is from RefSeq and is a predicted model, not a curated record. Lineage: Eukaryota; Fungi; Basidiomycota; Dacrymycetes; Dacrymycetales; Dacrymycetaceae. The coding region runs from base 156 to 416 and encodes 86 amino acids.